Molecule: messenger RNA, 237 nt
Organism: Sclerotinia borealis F-4128
Lineage: Eukaryota; Fungi; Ascomycota; Leotiomycetes; Helotiales; Sclerotiniaceae
Source: the annotation of a GenBank genome assembly
AUGUUAUCCCGAGCAGCAGUCCGCGCAUCCUCCACAACCUCAAUGGUCGCCCGCCGUGGCUUCCACUCCACCCGUGCUCAAAUGAGUUCACAAUACCAUUACCCUGAGGGACCACGAAGCAACCUCCCAUUCAACCCAAAAACGAAAUAUUUUGCGUUUAGAUACUGGGGAUUCAUGGCUGUUGGAUUUGGUGCUCCAUUCGGCAUUGCAGUGUGGCAAACAUACAAAAACCAAUAG